Messenger RNA from Bufo bufo (common toad), 1287 nucleotides. Its product is annotated as neuromedin-U receptor 2-like. The transcript is spliced from 2 exons. Gene Ontology annotation, biological process: G protein-coupled receptor signaling pathway. Gene Ontology annotation, molecular function: neuromedin U receptor activity. Lineage: Eukaryota; Metazoa; Chordata; Amphibia; Anura; Bufonidae. Gene Ontology annotation, cellular component: plasma membrane. The record is from RefSeq and is a predicted model, not a curated record. Bases 1 to 1287 code for a protein of 428 amino acids.
AUGGCGUCAGUGGGAAGAGAAGAUCUUUUCUACAUUUGUUCUGUAGAUCUUCAGUUGAAAUCCUGUAACUGGACCUUGAACAAUGACACGUGGCACAGCAAUCAGAGCCAGGACAUAGUGAUGCAGAAAUUGCUCUUCAGCAUUCUAGGCCCCAAGAUGUCACCCUUCUUCCUGCCGGUGUCACUGACCUACCUGGUGAUAUUUCUAACCGGGGUGGCAGGAAAUCUCCUCACCUGCACUGUGAUAGCAAAACACAGAAAAAUGAGAACCCCGACAAACCUCUACUUGUUCAGUCUGGCCAUUUCGGACCUCCUGGUCUUGGUUUUUGGAAUGCCACUAGAGACAUACGAGAUGUGGCAGAACUACCCCUUCCCCUUUGGAGAGGGUGGCUGCCACUUUAAAACCUUUCUAUUUGAGAUGGUUUGCUUUGCUUCCAUUCUAAAUGUGACGGCGUUGAGUGUGGAGAGAUACUUAGCGGUAGUUCAUCCCCUUCAGACCAAACAUGUUAUGACCAACGCACAUGCCAGGCGGGUCAUCAGUGUGGUGUGGUGCAUGUCUCUGCUGUGUUCCAUUCCCAACACCUCACUGCAUGGCAUAUACUAUAUCUAUCUGCCGUCCCUGGAGAGGGUGGAGGAGUCUGCAACCUGCACCAUGCUGAAGCCCAAGUGGGUCUACAACCUGGUCAUCCAGCUGACCACCAUAUUCUUUUACUUUGUCCCUGUCUCUAUUAUCACUGUCUUAUAUCUGUUGAUCGGCUGCCGACUCACCCGGGAGAGGAAAUUCCGAAUCAGAAGACUGGGAAAAAUGUGCAAGAAAGACGAAACCUGCAGGAUAGUGCUGGAGAAUGGGAAAAGGAGGCAGAUCACCAAGAUGCUCUGUGUGGUCGUCAUCGUCUUCACCAUCUGCUGGGCCCCGUUCCACAUUGACCGUCUGCUGUGGAGCUUCAUCAUCAAGUGGACGGACUCUAUGCAUACCACAUUCCAGUAUGUCCACAUCCUGUCUGGCGUCUUCUUCUACCUCAGUGCAGCGGUGAACCCCAUUAUCUACAACCUUCUCUCCACCAAAUUCCGGGAGUGUUUCCGAGAGAUUGUCUUCAAGAAACCAGAGAUCAGCCUGUCCUACAGCAGCUCCCCCGCCUUCUCCAGGAUCCAGAAGAGCCCUCCCCAUAUGGAGAGUCUGCUGGUGGCAUCAGGGCGAACACUCUGCAAGGAGGAGCUCAGGUUUUUACCGCUGGCGCUGCACUCUCGGCUGAACUGCUCACAUGACGACGAGACCUCUUCCAUGUAA